CUCGAUAGUGACGUCACACAUCACAUCAGCAGAUUCAGCACUCCAUCAUCUUUUUGUUAUCACUAAACGCCAAUUUCUCUCGCCAUUUUAUAGAUUAAGGUGUUCUCUCUGACUUCGGAGGAGAAAGAAAGAAAAAAAAUAUUCUUGUUUCAAACUUCAAUGGCGUUCUCGAGUUCCAUCUUCUCUGUUACUCAGUUUUCUUCUUCGUUAGCUUCGCGUCCUUCUUCUGCAAUCAGUAGGCAGACUCGUUUUCCCGCUCAAAUUGCUUCUCCAGAUCUAUCGCCUGCUUUGUUCGAUGAUCGCCGGAAGUUCGUCGGAGGUGUAAUGUCUCUCUUGACGAAGAGUAUUAAAAACCGUGUAUAUGCUUCGAUUAACAGCAUUGAUUCGGCCGCUACUCCAUCGUAUCCGAAAUCGGAAGACGAUGACGACGUUGUUCCAAUGCCAAUGGUUAUGAUAGACCAGGAUGCUGACCCUGAAGCUACUAUUGUACAACUCAGUUUUGGAAAUCGUCUUGGGGCUCUUAUUGACACAAUGCGGGCGCUGAAAGAUUUGGGAUUGGAUGUAAUAAAAGGAACUGUCUCAACUGAAGGAUCCAUUAAGCAGACCAAAUUUUCUAUAACGAAACGAGACACUGGCCGGAAAGUGGAAGAUCCUGACUUGUUGGAACAAAUCCGAUUAACAAUCAUCAACAAUCUCUUGAAAUACCAUCCGGAAUGCAGUGAGCAACUUGCAAUGGGUGAGACUUUUGGAAUAAAGGCUCCCGAAAAGAAGAUUGAUGUCGAUAUCGCAACUCAUAUACAUGUGAAAGAAGAUGGACCAAAGAGGAGCCUGCUUGUCAUAGAGACAGCGGACAGGCCAGGUCUUGUCGUAGAGAUGAUCAAAGUGAUGGCUGAUGUCAACAUAGACGUGGAAUCCGCAGAGAUAGAUACAGAGGGACUGGUUGCGAAAGACAAGUUUCACGUAAGCUACCAAGGGCAAGCUCUAAACAGAUCUUUGUCACAGGUUUUGGUGAACUGUCUGCGUUACUUCCUGAGAAGGCCUGAAACUGACAUUGACAGCUACUAAAUGAGCUUUUGUUUGCUCUAAAACAAAACUGCUCUUUAUCCUUUAAAGCAAUCAUAUCUGUGCUUGCGAAACUUUCAGACUUCUGUAUGGAAGAUUAUGUGGAAAUUCGUGAUACUAUAAUUGAACCACUGUGGCUAAAAAAUAAAUGGGUUCUUGACACUUGAUUUGGGUGCGUUUAGAAAAUUCGUAGAAGACUCAAUUUUUACAAAUCUGAAACCUCCCUUACCUUAAUUAGUCUGUGGUUAACCUGAAAACUGGACGCAAAAUUUGGUGGUUUUUCGAAGCGGUCUAAUUUAUUAGAAAGAAGUAUAGGACACGGGCAAGCAUGCGGACUUAUCUAUUCACCGUAACACACCUAAUAACAGCUUAAUGCAAAACAAAGUUGUGGAUUAGACUUAUUAAUCUCCUUAAGUGGCAUGAGUGUAUUUGUUCAUCUCCUUAAUAUAUAACUAUUAAUAUCAUAUAUUCUAAAUUUGGGAUCCAACAUGCUUUUUCGUGAUAACGACUCUUAAUAAUCGCUCUAUCUCAAACCGCAUUUUACCCUCGAACCAACAAUGAAUCCUACUUGGACUGUUUUUUUGAUCAUUUAAAAUUAUGAACUUUCAAUCAAACUAAUUAACGAGUGAACUUUUCGACGUGGGAUCCAUCAUAAUUAUUCGGCAAUACUCUUGCAUAUGUUUUUUUUAAUUGUUUUGGUGACUGAUUCUAGUUUUCUUUUCCCAAAGGUCACUUUACUUUUGUCGUCCCAAAUGUCAAUAAUAUAAUAAAAGGAGAAAAAAACACUUCGCUGAAGUUUAUUUUA
Arabidopsis thaliana (thale cress) is the source of this 1867-nucleotide messenger RNA. RefSeq names its product ACT domain-containing protein (gene ACR12). Gene Ontology annotation, cellular component: chloroplast. Lineage: Eukaryota; Viridiplantae; Streptophyta; Magnoliopsida; Brassicales; Brassicaceae. The record is from RefSeq and is marked reviewed. Bases 160 to 1065 code for a protein of 301 amino acids. The transcript is spliced from 10 exons.